This is a messenger RNA of Nematostella vectensis (starlet sea anemone), 2186 nucleotides long. Its product is annotated as WW domain-containing adapter protein with coiled-coil. Gene Ontology annotation, molecular function: RNA polymerase II complex binding; chromatin binding. Bases 160 to 1854 code for a protein of 564 amino acids. The record is from RefSeq and is a predicted model, not a curated record. Gene Ontology annotation, cellular component: nucleus. The transcript is spliced from 12 exons. Lineage: Eukaryota; Metazoa; Cnidaria; Anthozoa; Actiniaria; Edwardsiidae. Gene Ontology annotation, biological process: positive regulation of TORC1 signaling; regulation of autophagy.
CACCUGACCAAGAAGGCUUGCAGUGCUGGGUAAUGGCGACGUGAAACCAGCUUGGCGAUAUGAUUAAGACUUUUUUUCGCCCCUUUGCAACCGAAAUAACUUUGCUUUCGAUUCAAAAUAGGGAGCAUACCCUUUUCGAAAGGCCAAUUGGCAGUUUUGAUGAGUAAUAGGAAAUAUCCCAGACUAUCGGACGGGUACCAUGAAAGGAGUCCGCUUCACCCGUAUCAGGCCAGUAGCAAGUACACAGGGAAGACUAACUCAAAUUGUGCUGUGGAUGGUGUCAGGGAUAGAUCACCAACAAACUCUAGUGGCCGCAAUAGUCGAGAUAACUCCCCCUAUUCCUCUACAAAUCGAAAUUCGUCCCCAAGGUCUCAUAGAUCAAAAUACAGCACCUAUCGCACAAAAGACACAAAUAAACGAGGAUCUAGUGAGUCUCCCAUUGAAUCCUCCCGGGAGCGGCCAGUUAGCAAGUUUAAUCACAUCAGCACCAGUGAGGAAUUCCCAUGGUCCCAACAUGUCAGCUCGUCAGGCAAAAUAUAUUACUACAAUUUUAAAACAGAGAAGUCUCAAUGGGAAAAGCCCAAAGAAUGGCUUGAGAGAGAGAAGCGAGAGAAAGACAAGGUUAGACAAAAGCAGCUUGCAAUGGCAGAGUCGAAAGACAAAGAUCACAUCAGUGCCAGAGACUCCAAUAAAUCCUCCAAGUAUACUUCAGCAAAGAUCCCUAGUAGCAGAGAGCAAUACAGCAAUGAAAAAUACUCAGAAGAUCACCCACGACACACCAACCAUUCUAACAGCCUUGACAGACACCCUGUGGUCAAGACUACCUCUGCCUAUACCUCGGCCAUGUCAACUGGCUCACACAGUAACAGAUCUACUCCAGUUGCUACAAAUCCUUCAGUUUCUCCUGCAGGAAGCCUUCAAGAUGUGUCCCCCCCUUCUACCCCAUCCUCACGGCCGAGUGUGUACGAUGCCAAUGUGCACACAGCCUCUCCACAGCUGAUCUCACUAUCCCCACACCCCACACAGUUCACUCCCACCCAGUCCCCACAGCUGUUGCAACAGCAUCUUCAGCGCCACAUGCCCGCCCAAGUUUCCUACCCUGUGACGCAGGGAACUGUAUCUUCCACUCAGCUACAUAACAUGCAAUCAAGCUAUACUCAAUAUGGACUUGUAAAUAAUGGUAACCAGGAGCAUGAAAAUUGUACUGCACAGCCUUCAAUUAGUCAGCAAUCACAGAAAAAUCACUAUGAAGUGUUGGCUGCCCAGCCAGCUUUGCAUCCUCUACAGCAAGCCACACUUCUUCACCAGAGACAAUUAACUGAGGCAAAACAUUCUACAAUGCCGCACCACUAUGCAUCCCAGUCUGUGAGCACUCAGAUGUCCACCAGUGCAAUAGCCUGGGAAGAUAACAGGGCCAGUAACUCAGGCUCACCUGGCCUCUUGCCUCACACAUCAGCUACCAGUAAGGAGCAGCUGCCCGGGCUAUCAGGCACACACAUGCCUCAGAUAAGUGUCCAGGCAUCAUCGUCACCUUAUGGUUCGCUAUCAAGCCAGCCUUCGCCUACGGUCAACCUCCAAGCGCUGAACAAAUUUGUGGAUAAGUCCCUCACCAAUCAUGUGGUUGGGUGGGUUACCGAAGGGGCCGAGAAACAGAUCCAAAGGCUCAGCGAAGAAGGGAGCUCAAAUGCAAACGAUGCAAACAAAACUAUAAUUGAACAAUUUCAGUUACAUUCACAAUUAAAUCUCCUGGAGCUACGGCUAGAUCUGGGGACGAAACGGUUAGCAUCUCUCAAGGAAGUGACCAAGACCCUGGAGUUCCUUCUAGCAGAGUCUGAUAAAAAGUCGCUAACGUGAUGAUUACUCGUUUGCUUGUCGACAAUUGCAGAGGGAGAGCUCGAUUCCUUCACCUUGUCGAUUGUUAAAUGAAGUUUAAGGCAGACACUGAGACUGAGUCACUGAGUAGGAGCCAUAAAUCCUUACCAUUAGAUAUUCCCUUUCUGUUCAGCGUUGGUCACCCGUAUUGCCACUGCGCCAUGCUCCUCUGUUCAGCAUGAAAUGCACAUGAAUUGCACGGCGCACCCUGGGGGGGGAGCCCACGGUUGAUAUUGUCUCUUUGAGAUGACUAUUCCCUCCCGAAGGGACAUUCUUGUUGAGAUUGUGUUGUAUAAUAGAAUCUGUCAAAUGCA